AUGGCUGCUAAUACCACCAAUUGUUUGAAGGCUUUCCUUGUCUUUCUGAUCGUCCACCUGCCUUUUCUAGUUCUGUCAAGGUGUUUGGAGCACAAAAAUCCACAAUCCUUCAACACGCUUCUCAGUCUAGAGGGACUAAGCAAAGGUCAGACAGACAAAAAUCUUCCUUACCUCAGACAGUACCUCAAAAGGUUCGGUUACUUGAACUACAAGGAAACCACCUUAAACGGGAACUACUUCGACGAAGUUUUGGAGUCCGCAGUCAAACUGUAUCAGAGGAAUUAUCAUUUGAAGGUUACAGGGAAGCUUGAUUUUGAUACCGUUAAGAAAGCUGCAAAUCCACGGUGUGGAUUUCCAGAUAUUGGGUUACGUUUUAAGAGCAUUAAUAAUGGUGAUCAUACAAAUAAUGGAGACGACGACCCCGAUUUCCUAUUUAUCAAAAACAGUUCUCUCUAUAAAUUCUUUGAUGGAAAUCCCAAAUGGCCAGCUGAAAAAACCCAUCUCACAUACACAUUCAUCUCCGCUGUUCAUCCAAUUCCACAGGAAGAUUUAAGCUCUGCUUCCUCACAAGCAUUUGCAGAGUGGACUAGAAACAGUAAAUUCACAUUUGCGGAAGUUCGGGAGGGUGCAGUGUCCGACCUUAGGCUUGGUUUCUUUGUUGGUGAUCACGGGGAUGGUCAUCCCUUCGAUGGUCCUUUAAACGUUUUAGCUCAUGCAUUUGCACCAACUUACGGAAGAUUGCACUUGGAUGGAGCUGAGGCUUGGAGCUUAAGCCCACCACCUCCUGGCCAGAUUGAUAUAGUUUGGGUGACUAUGCAUGAAAUUGGGCAUCUUCUCGGACUUGCACACAGUUCAGAUCCCAAUGCUGUUAUGUUUGCCCAAGUUACACCUGGAGUUGCUAGGAGAGCUUUGACCCCUGAUGAUAUUGCAGGCAUACAGGCUUUGUAUGCCACCCCGUAG
Ziziphus jujuba (common jujube) is the source of this 960-nucleotide messenger RNA. RefSeq names its product metalloendoproteinase 3-MMP. Bases 1 to 960 code for a protein of 319 amino acids. NCBI's taxonomy places the organism in Eukaryota, Viridiplantae, Streptophyta, Magnoliopsida, Rosales, Rhamnaceae. The transcript has a single exon. Gene Ontology annotation, molecular function: zinc ion binding; metalloendopeptidase activity. Gene Ontology annotation, cellular component: extracellular matrix. The record is from RefSeq and is a predicted model, not a curated record. Gene Ontology annotation, biological process: extracellular matrix organization; collagen catabolic process; proteolysis.